This is a messenger RNA of Hevea brasiliensis (rubber tree), 1273 nucleotides long. RefSeq names its product WUSCHEL-related homeobox 13. The coding region runs from base 229 to 990 and encodes 253 amino acids. The transcript has 3 exons. Lineage: Eukaryota; Viridiplantae; Streptophyta; Magnoliopsida; Malpighiales; Euphorbiaceae. Gene Ontology annotation, molecular function: DNA-binding transcription factor activity; DNA binding. The record is from RefSeq and is a predicted model, not a curated record.
GAUGCUAAAGUACGCCGAGGAGGAUAUUUUUGACCAGACCACCAUCAGCAGUGCAAUUCUCACGUUCUUUCUCCAUAGCUUUUGUCUGUUCUUUCGCAUUCUCUACUGCUCAUUAUUUUCUUUUCUUUUUCUUUUCUCUUGCUUUCUUUGUUUCUGUGUGCUUGUGUGUGUGAGAAAGAGAGAGAGGAGAAGCGGGUUCUUGUCUAAUGGUUGUUUGAGUGAGGAAGAAUGAUGGACUGGGAAAAUAAUCAAGAAAAUCAAUAUCAACAGCAAGAAAAUCAGAAUCAGAGAGAAAAUAGAAAUGGGAAUAAUAUCACGAGUGUCAAUGGAAAUAAUGGAAUGCUGUACAUUAAGGUCAUGACUGAUGAGCAACUUGAAACUCUUAGGAAGCAAAUUGUUGUUUAUGCCACCAUUUGUGAGCAGCUCGUUGAGAUGCACAAGACCCUCUCUGCCCAGCAAGAUCUUGCAGGAGGCAGGCUGGGAAAUCUGUACUGUGAUCCAUUAAUGGCUUCUGGUGGACACAAAAUUACUGCAAGACAGAGGUGGACUCCGACACCUUUGCAGCUUCAAAUUCUGGAGCGAAUCUUUGAUAUGGGGAAUGGAACUCCAAGCAAGCAAAAGAUUAAAGAGAUAACCACCAAACUAAGCCAACAUGGACAAAUCUCUGAAUCAAAUGUGUAUAAUUGGUUCCAAAACAGGCGUGCACGAUCAAAAAGAAAACAAUUGGUUGCGUCAUCUAACAAUGCUGAAUCAGAAGUGGAAACAGAAGUUGACUCACUGAAUGAAAAGACAAAACCAGAAAUAUUUCACUCUCAACAAAUCCAUCCAAGGCCUGAUGAUUCGUGUUUCCAGAGCACCGAGAUAAACUCUGAACUGCAUUUCUUGGGUGUUUUACCAAAUCAAAGAGAUGACCAUCUACCAGGAAAGAUGGAAGUGCUGGGAAGCUACAUUCAUUACGAUCAGGCAGAGGACUAUGGCAUGGCAGGAUAACACUUAUUUUCUCUGCUGAUUCUAAUAAUUUGUUUGACAAAUUUUUAUCUUACUGGGAAGUCAUGGCUUUCUAAGAUAGUUUGUUCUCUUAACAAUGAGAACAAAAGACAAUUUAUACUCUUUAUUAGAUUAUACCAUGUUAAAGUGUAGCAGAGUCGGUUAUAGUUUUGAUGAUUGUUGUAAGUUGGAGAAUGGACAGACCUAAGGGUGUUCGGUUCCGGUUCGAUUUGGAGUUUGCCUAAGAACCGGAAUAGAAUGGAAAUUUCAGUACGAUUUCAAUUCA